CAAAUACAUAUGUUUCAUUAGCCCAUGCCAUUAAUUAGCCCAUCUCGUAAUUAACUACUCCAAAUUAUACUACUAAACCUAAUUUUCUCUCUCUCCGUAUCUUCUUCAAUCUUCCCCUUCUCCGUAUUUCCCCUUCUCUCUCCCAUCGCCGCUAUCUUCUUCAAUCUUCCCCUUCUCUGUAUUUUCAUUUUCAAUGGCUGCAUAUCCAAAUUUUCUUCACCAAGUUCUUCAACCAUCUACAACUCUCUAUAAUCAGGUAAGUAGUUUCUUCAUCUAAUUAUUCUUCUCUAUUUUUCCAUCUCUCAUCUCUCUGUCUUCUUCGAGUAUCAUCAAAAAGGAAGGACUCAAUUGUAAUUUCGGAUGAGUUUUGAAUCGAGCUACAGUGCUACUGCAAAGAUGAUAUUAGCAGAGGCGGCAGCGGCGGUGGCGACGAGGGGAGCGGCGCCGACAGCGGUGGCGAGGCAACGGGGGUCGGCGGUAAACGGUCCACGCACUACACCAAGGGGGGAGUCCAUUGCUGUGGCGAGGGAGUGGGAUGUCAUCACAUAAGACCCCAUAGUGGACACCGAUCAGACCGAGCCGAGCUUUUGGAAGCGCGUCAUGUUGGCAUACAACAAGUUCAAGCCGAGAGGCGCCAAACCGCGUGACGUGAAACAGCUCCGCAAAAAGUGAUCUAGGAUUCUGCGAGACACCAAGAGGUUUGCAGACAUAUACGAGAACAACCUUCUCACCUCUGAGAGUGGCCGAAGCGAGGCCGACAUGAAAGCGUUGUCUAUGUCCCAAUUCAACACGGAAGGCUGACCGAAGUUCAACUCCUGGGAAGAGUAUCUCGUUCUCGAGAAGUGCCCGAAAUUCAAGGCCAGAGGAGAGGGGGAUAGGUCCUAGGGAGAAGCGAACUAGACAAAACAUCGCUAGGGACUACAGCAGCGGCAGCGGCUCGCAAUCAUUCGACCUCAACGACGACCAAACGGAAGAGCCCGCAGCUACACACUCUAGGAGCCCACGCCCUCCGGGCCAACAUGCCUCUAUCCGAGGCGCUAGAGUGGCUGCAGGUUCCUCCCGCCUCUCCUCAGCCUCUUCUGGAUCGGGCAUCUCGCAACCCGCCCCUAUACCGCACUCCGUGGGCACUGGUCCCCCCGAGGUCUUGCAGAGGAACAUUGAUAUGCAGUUGAUGAAACAACUGCAAGAAAACUGUUGUUUCUAUGAGACAGCGACCGACCCGAUCACCAAGGAUAUAUACUACGCGCUCAUGUGUCGGAUCAAGGAUCAGCUGGGGUUGUCUGCGGCUGGGGCAGCGGCAGGGGGCGGCGAGUGGCAGCGGGGGAGGCGGCGGAGAAGCGGCGGAGGAAUCCGACUCAGCCACCGAUUAGACGGUGGAGGAGUUUUUAUUUGUAUUUUUAAAAAAUGUUUGUUGUAUAAAUUUUCCAUUUCCGUAAUACAACGAAUAUUUGGUCCCAAUACUUUUUUUAAAUUUCAAUAUUACCUCGUUUUCUAGUUAUUUACAUUCCGAUAAUUCUAAUUAUAAUUGAACUAAAAUAAACAAAAUAUAAAAUAAAAUGAAAAGUGGCUAAAAAAGUGUCCUUUAUAACUGCGGACACUAUUUUUUGUGGGCACGGACAAAUACGAAGUGGUUGUAGACAAAACAAAAAUGACGGGGCUAUCGGAAGUGUCGCUACUGUGGAUGCGCUCUAAUAUAUUAAUAUAUUGAUUGGUUUUGCAGGUCUGGACAAAAUACAAGAAAAGACUGAUUUUUUCCCCUUUUAAGUUGGAAACAGACUAUUUUUUGUAGUUCUAUCCGAUUUCGGGUAAAGAUGCUGUUUUUAUCUCAACUCCAGCAAAUGGGUAAAAUAGUUGAGAAUUUUUUUGCAGUUUCUGUGUAGUUUUGUAGAAAGAUCAUCAAAAUUCUAAGUUGCUUUUUGGCUGAAACAGUUUGAUAACGCUCUCAUCAGUGGUUUGCGCUUUGAUUCUUGUGGAGAAGAUGAAAAGCCUUAUGGAAGUGCUUCCACUAAAUUUGAUGACAUUCUUUGACGAAUGGGAAGUCAGGGUGUCCAUCAUCCUCAGCCUCUUCUUGCAAAUUUUGCUGAUCACUAUGGGUGGUCGCAGGAAAUAUAUAUGCAGACUUUGGAUCCGAAUCAUUCUCUGGUCUGCUUACUUAUUGGCAGAUUGGGUGGCUGUCGUCUCGCUUGGCAUCAUCUCGAAGAACACCCUUGAUAAGUGCCACAAAAAGAUUAAUGAUGAACCUGGGAUUGAACUGAGGUGGUUCUGGGCUCAGUUCUUUCUGCUGCAUUUAGGCAGCCCCGACGCCAUCACAGCGUAUUCUCUUGAAGACAAUGAGCUGUGGCUGAGGCAUUUGGUGGGGAUGGUGAUUCAAACUGGCCUUGCUUUCUAUGUACUACUUGUUGCUUCCCCCGGCUCGGAUUGGCUUCCCUCUUUGAGUGCCCUCAUCUUUAUAGCGGGUGGAAUCAAGUACGGAGAGCGCUUGUCCACGUUGUGUGCAGCCAAUAGUGAGAAUUUCCGUGACUCUAUGCUCCCAGAGCCUGAUCCGGGGCCCAACUACGCGAAAUUCAUGGAGGAAUACGCGUUGAAGGAAGCUGAAGGGUUCAGUGUUAGUGUGGAUGAGGUUGAAGAAAUACAUGGUCCUGCUCAGCACGAUUUCCCCGAUGAACCAAGUGUACUAGAAGCUUACGACUUAUUCUUGACGUUUAAGCGCCUAUUUGCUGACACAAUCUUGAGCUUUCAAGAUCGUGACAGAAGCAAAUCCUACUUCAUGAAGCUGGACGGGGAGCAAGCUUUUAAGGUUGUUGAGAUUGAGCUUGGGUUCAUGUUUGAUGAACUCUACACGAAAGCAUCCAUUGUCUAUAAUCUCAGGGGGUGUUUCCUUCGGGCGAUCACUUUCUCGUGCACGCUCAUUGCAUGGAUGGUGUUCAUCUUCGUGUGCGAUAAAGCCAAGUACAAGGUGUUGGACUUGGUGAUCACUCACUUGUUGCUUGUGGUGGCUGUCUUCUUAGAGAUAUACGCUGUUGGGGCUCUCGUGAACUCAGAUUGGAUGUGUAGGCUCAGGGGAUGUGACAGAAGUCGCAGAACAACUAGUUUUGCUCGCGUAAUUCACUGGUUUCAGCCAGUCAAGAAGAGAUGGUCGGAGAAAGCUGCUCAACACAAUCUACUUGAUCUUUGUGUAGGAAACAAAUUUGCAGUGUUGCCUAGAAGCAUCAGAAAGGCUACUAGAAUCUAUCACUACAUUGAAAAGCAGUGGCACAAGUCGUUUGUCGACGUCUCCAUAGAUCUGAAAAAGCUAAUAUUCGGGGAGUUGAAGAGCUACACAAAUUGCUCUGCUUCUACUAUGUGGAAUAGAAGGGGAAGUUUCACUCUUGAAAAGUAUCCCUCUCUCUCUCUCUUGAUAAGAACAAAGAGAUAGAAUUCGACCAGAGGAUCCUCCUCUGGCACAUCGCCACGGACCUCUGCUAUUCGCUGGAACCACCCGACAACGAAAGCGAGGAGGCUGCACUUGCAGGCCACAGCAAGCACAUAUCUGAAUACAUGCUGUAUCUCCUCAUUGUCUACCCUUUCAUGCUGCCAAUGGGGAUUGGGUUGAUAAGGUUCCGGGACACGUGUGCGGAGGCAAAAGUGUUUUUCAGAGAGAGGGGGGCGAUGAUAUCCAGGAAAGGGGAGGCGUGCAAGAAGCUGCUGGAGGUGAGCACCCAAGUGCCACCGGCUAAAGUGAAGGGAGACCGGAGCAAAAGUGUGCUGUUCGAUGCUUGUAUACUGGCCCAGUCUCUCUUAGAUGUGAAGGUAGAGUCGCAGAGGUGGGAGAUUAUAAGCAAAGUGUGGGUGGAGAUGCUGGCUCAUGCUGCCACACAUUGCAGCGGCACCCACCACGCACACCAGCUGCGGAAGGGCGGAGAGCUGCUAAGCCAUGUAUGGCUUCUUAUGGCACAUUUGGGCAUCACUGAGCAGUUCCAGAUAUCUCAAGGUCAUGCUAGAGUUAAAAUCAGGUCCUCCUAGACCUAAAACAAAAUGUUUUUUUCUCAAUCAAUAUUCUACUGGUGUUUAUGAUGUCCUUGUAAAAUAGAUUCUUGCAAUCUUUGCUCAUUUUCCCCCCAUUAAAA
Messenger RNA from Salvia splendens (bonfire salvia), 4106 nucleotides. RefSeq lists its product as uncharacterized. The coding region runs from base 1979 to 3415 and encodes 478 amino acids. The transcript is spliced from 2 exons. The record is from RefSeq and is a predicted model, not a curated record. NCBI's taxonomy places the organism in Eukaryota, Viridiplantae, Streptophyta, Magnoliopsida, Lamiales, Lamiaceae.